Molecule: messenger RNA, 1458 nt
Organism: Heterocephalus glaber (naked mole-rat)
Lineage: Eukaryota; Metazoa; Chordata; Mammalia; Rodentia; Bathyergidae
Source: RefSeq, a predicted model, not a curated record
GCCGUGCCCCGCCCCGUUGCGUCGCCGGAAGUGUCGCCAUCUUGACGCGCCGAAACUGGCCGUCGCUUUCGCUCUACACCUGGGCGGUGGUGGCUUCAAUGUUUGGGGGCUGGUUCUGACGCUGAUUUUAGGAUGGGUUGCGACGGGGGAACAAUCCCCAAGAGGCAUGAACUAGUGAAGGGGCCGAAGAAGGUUGAGAAGGUUGACAAAGAUGCUGAAUUAGUGGCCCAAUGGAAUUAUUGUACUCUAAGUCAGGAAAUACUAAGACGACCAAUAGUUGCCUGUGAACUUGGCAGACUUUAUAACAAAGAUGCUGUCAUUGAGUUUCUGUUGGACAAAUCUGCUGAAAAAGCCCUGGGGAAGGCAGCAUCUCACAUCAAAAGCAUGAAGAGUGUGACAGAACUGAAGCUUUCGGAUAAUCCUGCCUGGGAAGGAGACCGAGGAAACACGAAAGGUGACAAGCACGAUGACCUGCAGCGGGCGCGCUUCAUCUGCCCAGUUGUGGGCCUGGAGAUGAAUGGGCGGCACAGGUUUUGCUUCCUUCGGUGCUGCGGUUGUGUGUUUUCUGAACGUGCCUUGAAAGAGAUAAAAGCAGAAGUUUGUCACACGUGCGGGGCUGCCUUCCAGGAGGAUGACGUCAUCGUGCUCAAUGGCACCAAGGAGGACGUGGAGACGCUGAGGACGAGGAUGGAGGCACGGCGGCUGAGGGCGAAGCAGGUGAAGAAACCCAGGAAGCCCAAGGCAGCGGAGUCGGCUUCCAAAGCGGACAGCAGUGAAGCCUUGCUUGCGCCGUCGGAAGCAAAGAGCGGCAAGCCCGGGGAAGCCGGCCCCGAGCCCCAGGAGAAGAGGGGCGCCGCGGGCCCCCGGAGCGCAGCAAACGGGGCCUCUUCCGGGAAGGCGGGGAAGCCGGGCGGGCCCCCGAAGAGGUCCAUCGCAGACAGCGAGGAAUCCGAAACCUACAAGUCCCUCUUCACCACGCACAGCUCCGCCAAGCGCUCAAAGGAGGAGUCUGCGCACUGGGUCACGCACACGUCCUACUGCUUCUGAGCGGCCCCGCCCCCGUGUUAUAAACGCCCCACCCCCCACCCCCGCUGUAUGGUCGUUCGAUGCAGAGCCAGGGGUCUGGGUCGGGUCCUGGAGGACGUGGGGCGGGCCGCUUGCAUAGCCGGGUGGGAUGGUCUUGCUGCUCAUAGCGCUCAAGACUCCGGGCUCCCCAGGUGUGCGCAGCCCAUGUGGGCUGAAAUCACAGUGGCUUUGCUGCCUUCAGUCAGCCCAGCAGCGAGGAGACAGCCUGGGGAUGUGUUUCUGAUACCAGGCAUCUCGCCCACCACAGCCCGGGGUGGGGGGUGGGGGGCUGGGGCAUGUCCUCUGCUAAGGGUUGGGGGUGUCCUGUCAUUUUGAACAGAGUAGGGAUCAGCUAAUACGAUACAAAAUAAAGCUCGUUUGCCUUUUCUCUCA